AUGGAUCAUUUAAAAAGAAGUCUUUCCAAUAGGUUCUUCAUUCCACUCAUUCAACCGCUUCUACUCUUGUACUCCUACUCGGCAAACUUCAACGUCUAUCUGCCACUUGGAACGCUCACCGUCGACCAAUUCCUCAGCAUCCAACUGCAUCCGAUCAAAUGCCAGGCAACUUACGUGUGGAUUGAUGAAACGGGAGGGAAUCUCCGCUGCAAAACGCGAACCCUCGACAAGAGGCAUCAAAAGUUAGGGAAUACCCGCUUUGGAACUAAGAUGAUAAAAAUCUUUUUAACAAGCAGCGCCGACAAAUUCACUUGGGGAGUGGCCAAUCGUGGAUGCUCGGUUCGAAUUCCUCGUCAAGUUGAUGCCGACAAAAAGGGUUACCUUGAAGAUCGUCGCCCCUCGUCCAAUUGUGAUCCCUGCGUUGUGACUGCAUCGAUCAGCCGCUCAACUCUGCUCACC
Messenger RNA from Mesorhabditis belari, 459 nucleotides. NCBI's taxonomy places the organism in Eukaryota, Metazoa, Nematoda, Chromadorea, Rhabditida, Rhabditidae. The record is from the annotation of a GenBank genome assembly.